GGGCAGGCGGGUUCUUUCUGCCGGAAGUCCGCUCCAGCUGUGGGCCCCGUAACUGCAGCUAGAGCCGUAGCCCCCCAGUUGCCGCGGGACCAGGGCCGCUGGGGUCCGGACAGGGGUCGCCAUGAUCCGAUUCAUCCUCAUCCAGAACCGCGCAGGCAAGACGCGCCUGGCCAAGUGGUACAUGCAGUUUGAUGACGAUGAGAAGCAGAAGCUGAUUGAGGAGGUGCACGCCGUGGUCACCGUCCGAGACGCCAAACACACCAACUUUGUGGAGUUCCGGAACUUUAAGAUCAUCUACCGACGCUACGCUGGCCUGUACUUCUGCAUCUGUGUGGACGUCAAUGACAACAACCUGGCCUAUCUGGAGGCCAUCCACAACUUCGUGGAGGUCUUGAACGAGUACUUCCACAAUGUCUGUGAACUGGACCUGGUGUUCAACUUCUACAAGGUCUACACGGUCGUGGACGAGAUGUUCCUGGCCGGCGAAAUCCGCGAGACCAGCCAGACGAAGGUGCUGAAGCAGCUGCUGAUGCUGCAGUCCCUGGAGUGAGGCCACCUGCCACCACCUCGGACUCACCCGCUCGCCCCCCCAGGCCUGCGGCCACCCGCAGCCCCCUCCCUCAGCCGCCCUGGAGGAAGGGACCCAGCUGGGUCUGGGCCACAAGGGAGGAGACUGCACCCCGCUGCCUCUGGGCCCGGCUGUGGGCGGAGGCCACCUUCAGUGUCCCGAGUAACCUUGCUGUUGUCGUGUGACGCCAUGAGUGUGCGUGUGGAGCCCCCAAUAAACCCGUGGUCCUGCCUGGCCUCGCA
Marmota flaviventris (yellow-bellied marmot) is the source of this 810-nucleotide messenger RNA. It is a transcript of the gene Ap2s1, whose product is annotated as adaptor related protein complex 2 subunit sigma 1. Lineage: Eukaryota; Metazoa; Chordata; Mammalia; Rodentia; Sciuridae. The record is from RefSeq and is a predicted model, not a curated record. Gene Ontology annotation, molecular function: clathrin-cargo adaptor activity. Gene Ontology annotation, cellular component: membrane coat; AP-2 adaptor complex. Gene Ontology annotation, biological process: clathrin-dependent endocytosis; intracellular protein transport.